Messenger RNA from Hyla sarda, 2150 nucleotides. RefSeq names its product oocyte zinc finger protein XlCOF6-like. The transcript is spliced from 4 exons. Gene Ontology annotation, biological process: regulation of transcription by RNA polymerase II. NCBI's taxonomy places the organism in Eukaryota, Metazoa, Chordata, Amphibia, Anura, Hylidae. The coding region runs from base 4 to 2097 and encodes 697 amino acids. The record is from RefSeq and is a predicted model, not a curated record. Gene Ontology annotation, molecular function: DNA-binding transcription factor activity; RNA polymerase II cis-regulatory region sequence-specific DNA binding.
UCCAUGGAGGAGUGGGAGUAUGUAGAAGGACACAAGGAUCAGUACAAGGAUCAGGUGAUGAUGAAGGAUCAGCAGCCCCUCACAUCACCAGUCAGAUCCAGUAAGAGAACAGCACCAGAGAGGUGUCCCCGUCCUCUACUUCCACAGGAUGAUCAGGGUGAAGAUCCGAACAAUAUUAAUGCUCCAGAGACAGAUGUGAGCAGUGAUGAGCAGUAUAAGGAGGACAUUCCUACAGGAAAAGAUCUGAACAAUAUUAAAGCUACAGACAUAAGGGAAGAAGAAGAAGAGACAGAUGUGAGCGGUGAUGAGCAGUAUAAGGAGGACAUUCCUACAGGUAACCACCCAGAUUCUUGUAGCAGGAGAUCAGAGGAGAAUCUUAUAUCUUCAGAUUAUAAAGCAGAUGAUGAUAUCACACAAGAUACAUAUGAAGAACAUUCCAUUAUCCCAGAUACACCCUCAGCCCUUCACAGCCAAGAUCUGUCAUCUCAUCCUUAUAUACAGGUCCUGUCUUCUCAGUCAUCACAGAAAGGUCACAGAAGGGGUGUUGGACAUCAACGAGCUCAUACAGGAAAGAAACCAUAUUCAUGCUCAGAAUGUGGGAAAUGUUUAAUUAAGAAGUCAAGUCUUGUUGAACAUCAGAAAAUUCACACAGGAGAGAAACCAUUUUUAUGUCCGAAAUGUGGUAAAUGUUUUAUUCAGAAAUCAGCUCUUGUUCAACAUCAAAGAACUCACACAGGGGAGAAGCCAUUUUCAUGUUCACAAUGUGGGAAAUGUUUUACUGCCAAAUCAAAUCUUCUUAAACAUCAGAGAAUUCACACAGGAGAGAAGCCAUUUUCAUGUUCAGAAUGUGGAAAAUGUUUUACUGAAAAAUCACAUCUUGUUAAACAUCAAAGAACUCACACAGGGGAGAAGCCAUUUUCAUGCUUAGAAUGUGGGAAAUGUUUUACUUUUAAAUCACAUCUUCUUGUACAUCAAAGAAAUCACACAGGAGAGAAGCCAUUUUCAUGUUCAGAAUGUGGUAAAUAUUAUACUGAAAAAUCAAAUCUUGUUAAACAUCAAAGAACACACACAGGGGAGAAGCCAUUUUCAUGUUCAGAAUGUGGGAAAUGUUUUACUGAAAACUCAUGUCUUGUUCAACAUCAAAGAACUCACACAGGGGAGAAGCCAUUUUCAUGUUCACAAUGUGGGAAAUGUUUUACUAAGAAAUCAAAUAUUGUUAAACAUCAAAGAACUCACACAGGGGAGAAGCCAUUUUCAUGCUCAGAAUGUGGGAAAUGUUUUACUUUCAAAGGAGAUGUUACUCGACAUAAAAAAACUCACACAGGAGAGAAGCCAUUUUCAUGUUCAGAAUGUGGAAAAUCUUUUACUGUAAAAUCACAUCUUGUUAAACAUCAAAGAACUCACACAGGGGAGAGGCCAUUUUCAUGCUUAGAAUGUGGGAAAUGUUUUACUUUUAAAUCAAAUCUUCUUGUACAUCAAAGACAUCACACAGGAGAGAAGCCAUUUUCAUGUUCAGAAUGUGGUAAAUAUUAUACUGAAAAAUCAAAUCUUGUUAAACAUCAAAGAACACACACAGGGGAGAAGCCUUUUUCAUGUUCAGAAUGUGGGAAAUGUUUUACUGAAAAAUCAGGUCUUGUUCAACAUCAAAGAACUCACACAGGGGAGAAGCCAUUUUCAUGUUCACAAUGUGGGAACUGCUUUACUAAGAAAUCAAAUAUUGUUAAACAUCAAAGAACUCACACAGGGGAGAAGCCAUUUUCAUGCUCAGAAUGUGGGAAAUGUUUUACUUUCAAAGGAGAUGUUACUCGACAUAAAAAAACUCACACAGGAGAGAAGCUAUUUUCAUGCUCAGAAUGUGGGAAAUGUUUUACUGAGAAAUCAAAUCUUGUUAGACAUCAAAGAACUCACACAGGGGAGAAGCCAUUUUCAUGUGCAGAAUGUGGGAAAUGUUUUACUCAGCAAUCAAAUCUUGUUAAACAUCAAAGAACUCACACAGGGGAGAAGCCAUUUUCAUGUGCAGAAUGUGGGAAAUGUUUUACUCAGCAAUCAAAUCUUGUUAAACAUCAAAGAACUCACACAGGAGAGAAGCCAAUUUAGAGCAAUAAAUGAUGCAGAUAACACAUCUAUAUAUUAUCCAUGUACAUAGGAUA